Molecule: messenger RNA, 312 nt
Organism: Prorocentrum cordatum
Lineage: Eukaryota; Dinophyceae; Prorocentrales; Prorocentraceae
Source: the annotation of a GenBank genome assembly
AUGUGCCUCGAGGCGGGCUGCCAGAGCGGCCAGGCGGCGCUGCUGCAGUGCACUGGCAGGCUGCUGCUCGCGCGCGGGAAGCCCGCCCAGGCGCUGCAGGCCGCGGAGGAGGCGCUGCGGCUGCGCCGCGCGGCCGGCGCCUGCGCCGGUGAGGAGGCGGCGGCGAUGCGCCUCGUGGCGCGGGCUUCCCUGGCGCAGGACGCUCGGGCUUCUCGGCUGGCGUGCGGCAUGGCAGCCUCGGACUGCGACAUCGAUUCGGUACUGGAUCAGUGCCAGGCCCGAAGUGGCGGCUGCGGCACGCUGAUAACGUAG